AUCUUCUCUUAAAAUACUUUGUAAUUAUAUUUAACUAUGUUUACAGGAUUAGUGGAAAUUAUAGGAACAGUAACUUCUGUCAUUGAACAAGACAAGUCUGAAAGUGGUGGCAAUGGUUGGACUAUUACAAUAGGUGGAGCUGCCAAUAUUCUUGGUGAUUGUCAUAUUGGUGACAGUAUUGCUAUCAACGGUACUUGUUUGACAGUCACUGAAUUUGAUCAAGAUAGUUUUAAAGUGGGUGUUGCACCUGAAAGUUUACGACGUACUAAUCUAGGUCAAUUACAAGUGGGUAGUAAAGUCAAUUUGGAACGUGCCAUGGAUGCACAAAAACGAUUUGGAGGACAUAUGGUACAGGGACAUGUAGAUGCAACAGUAGAAAUCAUUGCUAUUAAACCUGAAGGCAACUCACUCUGGUUUACAUUCAAGGUGGCGGAUCAAGACAAGGAUAUCAUGCGUUAUAUUAUUCCCAAGGGCUUUAUCACAUUAGAUGGCACCUCUCUUACUGUAUGUGAUGUGGAUGACGAUCUGUUUACCUUCUCUAUCAUGAUGAUUGCUCAUACUCAAGAACACGUCAUCAUGCCUACCAAAUCUAUUGGAGACCGUGUCAAUGUGGAAGUCGAUAUGUUGGCCAAAUAUGCUCUCAAGUCCUUGGAAGGUGCUAUCAAAGAAAAUAAUGGAUUGGAAGCUUUAGUUAAACGUGUCAUCAAACAAUAGAUUCUAUCGUAUAUUAUACAUUCAAAUAAAAUGCAAAUAUAGUUUAUUGUUAUAUAUAUAAGAAUAAAAAAU
This is a messenger RNA of Halteromyces radiatus, 786 nucleotides long. Its product is annotated as alpha subunit of riboflavin synthase. The transcript is spliced from 3 exons. The coding region runs from base 37 to 714 and encodes 225 amino acids. Gene Ontology annotation, molecular function: riboflavin synthase activity. NCBI's taxonomy places the organism in Eukaryota, Fungi, Mucoromycota, Mucoromycetes, Mucorales, Cunninghamellaceae. Gene Ontology annotation, biological process: riboflavin biosynthetic process. The record is from RefSeq and is a predicted model, not a curated record.